UUUUCCUCCAAGGCAGCAGGAGCCCAAGCCCGGUCUCAGAGCUCCAGCGGAGCCCGCAGGAAGAGCCUGGCACAUCCCCUCCAUAGCCGCGCACCCGGGUGGGACCAGCCCGCACCCCGCAGAGCCAUGAACCGGCUACCACAGCUGGUGCUGUGGGUCACCGCAGUGGCUGCUGUCUGCUGUUCUGGAUCACAUGAAGAAAACUCUUCUGCAUCAAAUCCAACUCAGAAGCUCUCCCUGAUAAAAAAUAGGAUGGUUUCAUUGCAUCAGCCUUCUAAACCAGAAGUCUCUUGUAUCAUCGGCUCAAGCUGUUCAUGGGUGACUUCCACAGACAGUUUUGGCAAACCAGACUGGGUGUUAUCUUCCAUUGGAGUCCUGGUGUCCCAGGAGAGGCAGCAGAUGCUUCUGGAAAACAGUUCCUCCCAUGGAGAUGUUGAAGGGGACAUUUUCCUCCUGAACACCAGUAGACUCCCAGAUAGAUGUGAGUUCAGCCUGCAAAGCCCUAUCCUGCCUGGGAGCUUGGAUUCUUGCUUGCUGGAACUGGCCAUAUGUUCCCAGGAUGCUGUUACUCUCCUCCAGAGAUUCACAGUUGAAAUCAGAUAUGUGGAGACAAACAAAAAUGCAAUAAUUUCUCUGAGAGUUGGCCAUGAGGAGAAUGCUGGGAUGAAAUGGAAAUACCUGGUGGCCCAGAUUGGACGAAUAGAAAGACCUUUCACAAUCACCCUGGUGUAUUCAAACUGUGGAGCACAGGAGGUUGGAGUAGUGGCAGUGGGCUCCUUGCAACUCAGGAACUGCUUUCAUGAUAAAGAAAACCAAGGUCUUUUUAUAUAUGACAAAGGCUCCACCUUCCCCUGCAUUCAUGGAGGCUGUGUCAGCCACCUACAGAUCUGUGAAUUCAUCAGUGAUUGCCCUACUAAAGAGGAGGAAGGAGUGAGGUGUGACCGUCUCCCAGAGGGUUCACACUGCUCUUUCGAAGAAGGUCCAUGUGGCUGGACACUGAAUGAAACUGCAGUAUCUCCUUGGUCUAUUCGGGGCUUUUCUGAAAUAAUUCAAGAUGACUUAUUUGUAGGGUCUACUUUGCAAGCCACUGGUGGACACUUCCUCUACCUGCGAGCAGACAGCACUCAGACAAGUGGUGUGGCUAAGGCUUAUAGUACCAGCUUGCCACCCAGUCUUGCCACUGAAGACUACCAGAUUCAGUUCUCAGUGCAUGUUUUUGGUAGCUACAAUGGCACAGUGUCCUUCUCUCUCAGGGAAGAGAUAAAGGGAGCUUCAAUCACCUUGCCAAUGUGGGAAAGAGCAGGGAGCUGGAGUGACCACUGGUUUCUCAUCACCUUACCAAUGCCAGUGCUUCAGAACCGGUUUCAACUGGAACUCCUGGCAACUUGGGGCUGGAAUUCCCAAGCUGACAUUGCUAUCGACAACAUUACAUUUGGCCUGGACUGCUUCACUGAUGGAAGACAACUGAAUCAUUUUGGUGGGAAACGCCAGUACCCACGUGAGAUUAGUAUCCUGGAUGAGCAUCUUCUGAACCCCCUGGAAGAGCCCUCCCUCCCAGGGGACACAACUGUUGUUCUGUGGUGGUUCUCAACAUGUGGUGCCAGUGGUCCCCGUGGGCCAACUCAAGCUCAGUGCGACAGUGCCUACAGGAACAGCAAUGUGUCAGUGACUGUGGAGAAGGAGGGCAGACUCCGGGGAGUGCAAGUCUGGAGAGUGCCAGCCACAAACAUAUACAGGAUUUCUGCCUAUGGAGCAGCCGGCGGGAAGGGAGCCAAAAACCACAAUAAGAGGUCCCACGGGGUCUUCAUCUCAGCCACCUUCCACCUGGAGAAAGAUGAGCUGCUGUACAUCUUAGUGGGGCAGCAGGGGGAAGAUGCCUGCCCUGGGGGCAAUCCUGAAACCCAGAAGAUCUGCUUAGGGGAGUCAUCUCUCAUUGAAGAAGAUUACAAAAAAAAAAAGGACCUGAAGGAAUGGGCUGGAGGAGGUGGGGGUGGAGGAGGAGCAACCUACAUCUUUAGACAGAAGGAUGGGAUUUUCGAACCUUUGCUCAUCGCAGCAGGAGGAGGAGGAAAAGCCUAUCUGAAGGCUCAGGACAUCUCCCUGGAUGAUGUACCCCUGGAGCAAUUUGAGAACAGCACUGCGGUUCCUGGUGUCAGUGGAAGGACUGGGGCAGCAGGUGGAGGUGGUGGCUGGCAAGAUGAGAGUCUGCUUCCUCAGGCUGGGAAGUCCCUUCUGGAAGGUGGAGAAGGAGGUCAAGCUUGUCCCCAGGCAUUAGCCAAGCUCCAGUGGACCACCUCUGGUGGUUUUGGUGGGGGAGGAGGAGCUUGUACUUCUGGGGGAGGAGGUGGAGGGUACAGAGGAGGACAUGCCUCUGAUACUGAUGAUAUCACAGCUGGUGGGCAGGAUGGCAUCUCUUUUGUGAACCCCAUUGGAGAGAUCUUCUUGCAUCCCUUGGCAGCCAUGGAGAGUCAUGGUGAGGUGGAGGUUCAGAUCUAUCUUAACUGCAGCCACUGCCACUCAGACAACUGCAAGCGGGACCCUGACACCAACCUGCCAGUCUGCCAAUGUGAGAUGGGGGCUGUGCUGGCCAAUGACAAUGUCACCUGCACUGUGCCCCAGGGUCCUAUACCAGAGGGACAGCUGCCUCUCCCCCUCCUCUUAGUUGUGGUGUCUGUGAUUGUGGUGCUUGGAAUGAUCCUCACUUGUGGCAGCCUGUCUAUCAUUUACCACCUGAAGAAGCAGCAGCUGGAAGGAGCCAGAGCACGACUGCAGAGCCCAGAAUAUAAACUGAGCAAAAUUCGUACAUCUGUCAUCAUGACUGAUUACAACCCCAACUACUGCUUUGCAGGGAAGGCUGCCACUCUGAAUGAGCUGAAGGAGAUCCCACGGAAGAACAUCUCUCUGCUUCGGGCACUAGGACAUGGUGCAUUUGGUGAGGUUUAUGAGGGAACCGUGGUAGGCAUUGCAGGGGAUCCCAACCCUCUACAAGUGGCUAUCAAGACCCUGCCAGAAGUCUGCUCUGAGCAGGAUGAGAUGGAUUUCCUGAUGGAAGCAUUGAUUAUCAGUAAGUUCAAUCACCAGAAUAUCGUGCGGUGCAUCGGUGUCAGCCUACAGACGCUGCCUCGCUUCAUUCUGCUGGAGCUCAUGGCUGGAGGAGACAUGAAGAGCUUUCUUCGGCAGAACCGACCCAGGAUGAAUCAACCAUCCACGUUAACAAUGCAGGACCUGCUGAACAUAGCUAGGGAUAUUGCCUGUGGCUGUAAAUAUCUGGAAGAGAAUCAUUUCAUCCACAGAGAUAUAGCUGCAAGGAAUUGCCUUUUGACCUGUACUGGAGCAGGACGAAUAGCCAAAAUUGGUGACUUUGGAAUGGCCAGGGAUAUUUACAGAGCAAGUUACUACCGCAAGGGAGGAAGAGCCAUGCUUCCUGUCAAGUGGAUGCCACCAGAAGCUUUUCUAGAGGGCAUUUUCACCUCCAAGACUGAUACCUGGUCCUUUGGAGUGCUGCUUUGGGAAAUUUUCUCUCUAGGCUACAUGCCCUACCCUUGCAAAACCAAUCAGGAGGUGCUGGAAUUUGUUACCAGUGGAGGAAGAAUGGAUCCACCAAAAAACUGUCCAGGACCAGUGUACCGGAUCAUGACACAGUGCUGGCAGCACAGCCCAGAGUAUCGGCCAAACUUCUCUACUAUCCUGGAAAGGAUCAAGUAUUGCACACAGGACCCUGAUGUGAUCAACACUGAGCUGCCCAUGGAGUGUAGCCCCACACCAGAGGAUGAAGGAAGUACGGUCAUGCGCCCAAACAUUUCCAGUGGGAUAGUGCCAAUGCUGAUGGGUGAAGUUUCAACAUCAGGAAUGUUCUGCUUCCUCUGUCUACCUACUGGAUCCCCAGAUUGUAAAAGACACUUGCAUUUCUAUCUCUGUCCUUCAAAUGUGUUCCACUGAACCAGCUUAGAAGUGGAGAACAAUGGCAUUGCUUGUCUGAUUCAGAAUACAGUUAAUAAGGAAAUAAUUCCUUCUCAAUCUGCUCAGGUGAAAAGAAAUGGACCUACCAUCCAGCUGCAGCAUUUGGAUGGAAAUAAUGACCAACACAGCUUAUGCUUCUUUCUGAACCAAGAAUCAAAAAAUGUGUGCUGUUGGUUGCAAGCAGCAACAUUCCCAAGAGCUUUUUACAGUUCUGGUGAAUUACUAAUGCUUAUGCACUAUAAGGGAAGUAAAAAAAAAUAGCAGCCACAUUUGCAUCCGUUUUAUUAGUAGACCUUGUGGAAGCUAUUGCUCAAAUUGGAAGCAGUAAGAAGAACGAAAGAAAAAAAAAUCAGGCUCCUCUGAGCAUGUGCUUUGUAAACAAGCAAUGAAGAGGAAAACAUUUACCAUCAAAAAAGCAGUUGCUGGUGGAGCUGAUAGUAUUCCUUUGAAUAUUGAAGGAAAUGUGCUGCUUGCCUCACGGUGUUGCUUUCCUCACAGCUCUGGGCAUAGAAGGGGCAGGUGGUUUUUCAAGGAAGGGUGAGCUGCAUGGUAUGAUGAGAAAUGGACUGUCUUUAUCUUUUAAUGGACUUUACUUAAGAUGAAUCUCAUUUUUGUAAGUACUUUGAUAUUCAGCAUUAGUUCCCUGUGCUAUGUUGGUAAGCACUAAGCUGAAGUUCUUGGGUAACUGUCUAGCAUUUGGUGUGCUGGAGUUCUUGGUUUUAAUACUCUGAGGUAGAAAGUAAUGCAAAGGAGAGGAAUAGUGAAGGGAAAUCUAAUGUAAACCCUACUUCGGGUGUUCUUUAUACAGGAAGGUUGAAUAGCUAAAUCAUUUGAGAAAGCCAAAACCAUGACUUGGCUUCACACAGCUGAGCAGGUUGUAAUUGUUCCUUGCCUUGCAAGUGCAGAGACUUGCUGGUAAAUGUAGUUGUUUGUUUCCAAAACAGCUCAUUUCUAAGGCUUUCUUCAGUUGUUUAGGAUCUAAAUGGGUGUUUAUGGAUUAAAGCUGCAAAAUAAGGAGACUGAAAAGGCAAAUAGUUUGGAUUGAGUCUGAACAGUCUUGGAAGCAUUCUAUCCUUGUAUUACUCCUGAAUGUCAACACUGUCAACCUACAGUGGCAAAUUACAUACUUUGUGUGUAAUCAAGUUGUGUGGAGAGAUGCCAGUUGUAGAAUUCUCUGGCUCCUUUCUGAGGCAAGAGGUUCUCUGGUACAUGAUUUAUGCUUAGUGAUCAGCUGCAUGUACAGUCUGAAGGUGUGGGCCAGCAGGCGAGGAUUUGCUUUGACCACACGGAGUUCCUGUCCUUUACAUCAGUCAGGGUGGACACGACUGAGUUGUGGUAAAGAAAAGCACAGAGUGAAGAGUCUGAAUCCAUCCUCAGUGAAAGGCAUCUUUGACACAGGUUUAUGCUUUUUUGGUCUGACUUGAUAUCUGCUCCAUGCUUUCUAUAGUUUUAGACCUUUGACUUUAGAAUGGACAGUUUUGUACAAUGUCAUUUCAGAGCAUACAAAUAUCUUAUGAGCAGGUGUCAAGAGGACAGGAGCAGACUCAUUUCAGUGGUACCCAGCAACAGGUCAAGGGGUAACAGGCACAAACUGAAACACAGGACAUUCCACCUGAGUAUGAGAAAAAAAGUUGUUUACUUUGAUGGAGACAGAGCACUGAAACGGGUAGCCCAGAGAGGCUGUGGAGUCUCCGUCUCCAGAGACACUUGAAACCUACCCAGACAUGAUCCUGUGCAACCUGCUGUAGGUGAACCUACUUUAGCAGGAAGGUUAGACCAGAUGAUCUUUGGAGGUCCCUUUUCACACCAGCCCUUCUGUGACUUCCAGACACAAAGGGUGAUGAUGGCCACCUUUCAGCAAAGACCCAUAUGGUGUGGAAAUAAUUCCAAAUCCAUUGUGUUGUAAAAUGACGGAUGGUCAGAAGAGAGGGGUCCCUCAGGGGGUCCCUCUGUGUGGGGCAAAUUUCAGUAGUAGUGAGCUGAGGGGUUUAGUGACCAAGGGAGAUGGAUGACCUUACCUCAUGCCCUUCCUCCCAUUUCACCUUUGCUUUAGCUCUCUAGCUUCUCUCCCAUUUAGCUCAUUGCCUGUCCUGUCUUACAUCCACGAGUUGCUAUAGCCCAGUUAGAUGAGGCAGAAAAGCCCAUUUAGCUGGAAAUUUUCUCAUUCUUUCCUCUUGCAAAAGCUAACAUUUUUGGUCAUAUUUCAGACUGGCUAAUAAAAAAUAAAUGCAUUUACUUUUAGCUAAUUGGAAUUUCAUCAGUUUAUCCUUACCUUUCAGAUUUAUUACUCUUAUGGUUCACGCAUUAGUAGUUUUUUUCCCCCAAAGGUGACCUAUUAAACUUUACAGCAGUUUUGACUUGGCGCCAGCAUCUUGGCCCCUUCCUCCCUGAAUAUAAGGCCACAGCAGAGUGCAGUGAUCCUGGUUCAGCAGCAGUGGACAUGAUGCCAGCUCACUCUUCAGCCCGUGUCUGUCCUGAGCAGAGCACUGGUGGUCAUGGCCAUGCUUUUGCAGGCCCAUUAUGAAUCUGCUUUCAAUUCUCCUUAGCCAUUAGCAGGGGCUGGAAACUGGUGGCAAGAGAAGUGAAAUACCGGCUUGUUCAGAAGCCAUGGGAAGUUAACUACACCACCUUCUCUUUCCAGAGACUUUUAAUGAAGCAGGAGACACAAGACAGUUCAUCAUAUUUUCAAUGUGGAAAUGACUAUACAAUACCCCAAGAUUCCAGUGAGAAGCAGGAGGAUCCCUACUGUCCAGAUAGUUACCCAGCCUGAGCUACCAUUGUUUUCCCCCUGUGUAGCACUUGCCUCACUGCCAUUCACAAAUUUAGAAAGGCCAGUAGUGAUAAAACCAGGGAAGCCAUUGAAAAGUGAAGUGAAAGGAGAGCACAGUUCUAUUACCAGUGCCAUGGGCAGUCUUGGCUGCAGCUCUGCCUUCACUUUAUAAACAAAGUGCAAGUCCAGCACAUUGGACAAAUACCUGUUUUUACUGAAUAGCUGCAUCAAGGUACUCAUUUACACGAAGCACAUAGACAAAGCUGCACUGAGACUGAACAGAAUUCCAUCCUGACCAGGAUCUUAUCCCUAAGAGUGAUCAAGAGUGGGAUGUUGAAGAGCAACUGUAAGAGUAGGGUAAGCAUGUAUUAUUUAUUUCUGAGACAGACUCUGAAGGUUUACAACAGCAUUUAGCUCACGGCUGUACUGAGCCAGGUGCAGUCUCUUCUAACAAGACAAGACUUGGAGCUGCAGGUACCAAAUGGGCACUAAAAGAAAGAGCUGGGAAUUUUAAAAGAAUCUCCAUUAGCAACCUCAAUUUUGUACAAGCUCUUAACUCUCUCAAAUGGAAUUAUCUUGUCAACAUAUUGCCAUGAAUCUUUGACCUGUAAUAGUCUUUUUUAGAUGCUGUUUAAAAACUCACAGAGAUAAUGAAUUUUUAAUUAAUAUCCUGGAGGAAAUAAUGUCAAUAUUGCUCCUGUUGUGAUGCUGAAUGCUACAUGCUGUCCAAACCAUUUUAUCUCAAAAGAAAAAAUAACAGUUGCAGUGAUACACAAGACAACCUUCAGUCCUUCAACUCAGAGACUGAAACUUACUGUUUGUACAAACAGAGAUUUCAUAGUGCUCAACUGCUACCAUUGCAAAAUAUAACUUACUUGAAACUGCUUUUUAAGGAGACAUUUUUAGUGCAUAACCAAUGAGUUAAAACUAUAGUGUUAAAAUUAGAUUACUUUGGCAACUGGGAGCCAAAACCCAAUUUUGCUUCCUAGAGGAAUGACAUGAGCUGGAGAUCUGGGAUUAAUUUGGUCCUAUAAUCAACAUGAAAAGUCUUCCAACACUUCCCUACUGCAGAAUCAGCCAUUUAUAGAGUUAUAAAUUGCUCUUCCUGAUAGGUGUCUGUUUUUUAACAUUACCAAAAUGGUUUUGUAAUUGUGUGUAUACAGUUGUUUUUUGACUGUGUUUAGCAUUAGUACUUUAUGUUGCUUCAUACAACCUCGUACUCACAUUUUAAUGAAGGGACUGAUUAACAAAAGAUGAAACAAUAAUGGAAAUUUCAAUUUGUCUUUCUCUGCUUUCUUUUCACAUUUGUUGAUAUUCCUGCUUCUGAUUGCUUUGUUAUCCUUUCUCUCCUCAACGUAAAUGCUUUGCAUCUUCACUUUUUCCUUUAAACAAACAGAAUUUUUAAUUGCACAGAUUUAAGGUGUUCCCCGUCAUAUCAACCCUUUUCCUGAGCUAAGUUCUCAGCUGAUUUGCCCAUGGGCUGGUGUGCACUAAGAAAGCUUUCCAAGGCUGAUAAAAUAGUUAUGGGCUUUUGCAAGCGUAACUUAUUCCACCUCCAAAACACUCCCCCACCUUCCUGAAAGAGAAGAAAAUGCUGCUGCUGGGAAUACUGUUUCCCCUACUGUAUUUGCAUCUCCACAGCUGUGUCAGCCAGGGACCACACUUCCUUAGACCCUUGAGCUGUGUGAGGCAGUUUCUUCUGUAGGCAUGGCUGUGCUCUCCCCUCCUGGCUGUCCACCCUUCUCAAUCCCAUGCAGAGACCUUAAGUGAUGCCAUACCUAACCUGUCCUCCUCACAUCACAUGACUUUUCCAUUUACGUGAAUAGGUUUUGAUUUGUCAUUACCUCUGACCAUAGCAGCACUUCUGCCAACUUACCUUUCUGGUAACUACUGUACAUAAGUAGAUGACAUGCCUGCUUCUAUGCAAUUUAAAGCUAGACAAGUGUGUACUUCUAUAUUUGCAACACAAAAUAAAGAGACACUAACGGUG
Messenger RNA from Corvus hawaiiensis (hawaiian crow), 8720 nucleotides. It is a transcript of the gene LTK, whose product is annotated as leukocyte receptor tyrosine kinase. NCBI's taxonomy places the organism in Eukaryota, Metazoa, Chordata, Aves, Passeriformes, Corvidae. The transcript is spliced from 30 exons. The record is from RefSeq and is a predicted model, not a curated record. Gene Ontology annotation, biological process: multicellular organism development; cell surface receptor protein tyrosine kinase signaling pathway; protein phosphorylation. The coding region runs from base 127 to 3939 and encodes 1270 amino acids. Gene Ontology annotation, cellular component: membrane; signaling receptor complex. Gene Ontology annotation, molecular function: transmembrane receptor protein tyrosine kinase activity; ATP binding.